GCAGACUGAUCGGCGUGCAGAGAAUCACAUCUCUCAUCGAUACUGAUCAAUACACACAGAAAUAAACCGCCUGCAGGUUUCACAUCUGCAUCGACGCAACACCGGGAGCAUCCUCCGGUUACCGGGAAGCCUCUGAGUGUCUGCAGGAGGAGAUGUACCGGGGUCGGCCUGCACCGAGAGGAGGCUACCCGCCGCCUCCUGAAGGCCGCGGACCCCCCCCGCCCAGGCCUUACCUCGGACCGGGCUACAGAGACGACCGGAGCCGGCCCAGGCCUCCGUACCACCCGGGAUACCACGACCACGGAGCCCCGGACUACCGGCGCUCCCCGCCCCGCCGGAGGUAUCCUUCCCCCGGGGCGGGAGGCCACCGGGCCGGGGAGUACUGGCCCGGAGCUCCGCAGAGAGAGAGAUCUCCGUCGCCUCGAGGACCGCUUCCCCUCGACCACAACCUGGUCAUCACCGUCGGCAACGAGCUGACCGGACCGUCAGGCUCCGCCCCCCCACGCCAUCAUGAGAGAGAUUAUCGUCUUCGACCUGAAUACGAGCGCAGUCGCAGUCGGGGCCGCAGUCGCCCUCGCAGCCGGAGUCGAGAGCGAAGUCCGGACCGCAGCCGCGCUAAAAGCCGGCCGCGCAGCAAGAGCCGGAGUCCGGACCGGAGCCGGGCCAAGAGCCGGGGCCGCAGCAAGAGCCGGGCGAGGAGCAAGAGCCGGCCCCGCAGCCAGAGCCGCAGUCCGGACCGGAGCCGGGCCAAGAGCCGGGGCCGCAGCAAGAGCCGCCCUCGCAGCAAGUCCAGGUCCAGGUCCAGGUCCAGAGGCCGCAGCCGGGGGAGGAGCUACAGCAAAGCAGCGAGCCACGGCCGCAGUAAGAGCCGCAGGAGGAGCCGCAGCAGCAGCAGCUCCAGCUCCAGCAGCCGCAGCAAUGACAGCAAGUCUAGGAAGGAGUUCAGAGAGCUGGACUCGGCCCGUCGCAGGAAGGAGCUGGAAGAGAUGCUGAGUCAGCCGACCAAAUCCAUCCUGAAGAAACGCAACGACUCCGAGGACUCGCCGUCUGUCCGGAGCUCAGACUCUCCCAGAGGUCUUCAGGGCUCCAACAUGUCUCGUGUGGCCGAUCAGCUGCUGCAGGCCAUGAGGGUGGAGCCUCACACGGUGGCAACCAUGCUGUCCGAGCUGCGGUCCGACCCGCAGAUGGCUCAGCGCGUCGGCCUCGACGCAGAGAUCAAAGAGAUCCUGAACCUGCUGGGACCGAUGGCGGCCGAUGGGGCCAAACCUCCGGAGAAGGCGGUGGACGACAUCGACGACGAGGAGCGCUUCUUGUACGGAGACACGGAGGAACCCAAACCGCCAGCGCCGAGUGAGCCGCUGCGACAUCCCACGAUGGACAUGUACGCGGAAGUGACAGAGGAGUCUCUGUACGGAGAAUACACGCAGCAGAAAGCCGCCCUCGCCCAGGCAUACGGCCUUCCCCCGGGGGUCCCGCCACACCUUCAGGCCCCCCCCGCCAGAGGGGAGGUAGACAUGAGGUACGCAGGUCGGCCCGCCAUCACCCCCGACCAGAACAUCACGGUCCAGGUGUCGAACCCCGCCUACCCGCCGGGGACGGAGCCGCUGGAGGAGAGCGAGCGGCAGGCGGUGGAGGAGUACGAGAAGAUCCAGGACCUGCUGCAGACCAUUGGCCUGGACCUGGGCGUGGUCGAGAUCAGCAAGAUGGCCGCCAGGACCAAGGAGCGGCUCCACGGAAACAAGCCGCCUCCUAAAACGCCCACGCGACGCCAGCGGUACUCCUCUGGCAGUUCUGACGGCAGUCGGCACAGCCGCGGGCGACGGAGGCGGAGCCGCAGCGGCAGCUCCAGCAGCAGUAGCAGCCGCAGCCGCGCCGGCAGCUGGAGCAGCGACGACAGCCGCAGGAAGAGCAGCGCCGCAGCCCCGUCUAGAGACUCCAAGGGCGGAGCUGCGCCGCCGCCUCACAAAGAGCUGCCACCACAAAACCUACCCCCCCAAGAACCCAACGUAAUCCCUCCCCACAGCGCAGUGCCCAUCCCCACAUACCCCCCCUCACAGGUGCACGGCAUGAUGGCGCCCAACUUCCCACCGCCGGGCUACAACCAGUACGGGAACUACAUGCCAUACAUGCACCAGCAGUGGCCGCCCAUGUACCCGCCCCCCAGCAUGACCCUGCCCCCCCAGGCCCCUCCAGACGACUUCCCCCCCGCCAUGCCAUACAAACCGCCAUACAACAAGCAGAUCCCCGAGCUCGGAGUCAAAGGUUUGAAGAGUUCAGACGCUGAGAAGGGAAACUGUAAAGUGAGCAGCCACGAGAGGAGAGUGUCCGAGGAGCAGAACAACGAGAGCCAGAAACAAAAGGUUCUGGAGGAACGAGAGAAGCUGAAACAGGACCGAGACCUGAGGAUGAAGAAGAAGGAGUAUCUGAUGAAGGAGCUGGAGAGACUCAGGAAGCAGCAGGGCGAGCUGCUGAGGAAGAAGCGGCGUGAGAAGGACGGCCACAAAGAUCCUCUCCUGCAGAAGAUCAGCCUGCUGCAGGAAGACGUCAUGUCACAGAUCUCCAACCUGCGUAAAGAGCACGAGACCGCCGAGAAGAAACGCAGCGAGAUCGACAAGGUGGCGCUGAUCCUGGGCCUGACGCCGUCCGACCGGCCGCGCAGGACCAGCAAGCCGGCCGAGGAGCAGGACGACGAGACGAUGGCGCCAACGCCGCCCACAAAGAAGAAACAGGAGGAGGAGAGAAGUCCUGAGAGACGACCGGCAGCCGGCGGCAUUAAGCAGAGCUCAUCGGCACCUUCAGCGUCAUCGUCAUCAUCAUCGUCGUUGCCAUCACGAGCUUCGCCGGACAAGCCGCCUGUCGCCGGGCCGCCGCCGCCACAGGCUCCGCCCCCUCAGCCGUUUGAAUACUAUGACGCUGGAAACCACUGGUGCAAAAACUGUAACCUCACCUCUGGUUCCAUGUUUGAUUUUUUCACGCACUUGCACAGCAAAAUCCACCGGAAGACGCUGGACCCGUACGACCGACCCUGGGCCUCCACUCCCACCAAGAUCACCAAGAACAUGCCGUCAGAGGAGAAGCUGACCAAGCCGGCCAAAGGUUCAGAGUUCCUGCUGCCCGUCAGAGGAUUCUUCUGCCUGCUGUGUAAACAGUUUUACGGAGACGCCAUCUGUGCAGAAGAGCACGUCACCACUCACUGUCACAAUGAGAAGUACAAGAAACAAAUGUAUGAGAAUCCGCUGUACGAACAGAGGAGGAACUUGGAUCGCCAGGCAGGACUGUCCAUCGAGACCAGCGGAAAGAAACGCAAACAUGAGGACGAAGAGAAAGGCAAAGACAAGGAGGAAAAGAGCAAACACAAAAAGGAGAAAAAGGACAAAGAGAAAAAGAAGGAAGAAGAUGACGAUGGUCGGAAAGAGGAGAAAUUUAAAGAUAAAAAGGUGGAAGAGGAGGAAAAGCUGAAACUGAAGAAGGAAGAGGAUUUUAAAAAUGGCAAGAAAAAGGAUGAGGAGAGUCCUUACAAGAAAGAUGAGGAUGAAAAAUAUAAAUUCAACAAGAAGGAUGAUAAAUACCGGUAUAACCGGGAGGAAGAGGAGAGGUCUAAAUACAGCAGGAGAGACGAGGAAGACCGAUACAAAUACAGCAAAGAAGAAGAGUAUCGAUACCGGUAUCGCAGAGAGGAAGAAGACCGAUACGAUAACCGGCCAAGAUACGGGCCGAGAGACGACGACAAGUACAAAUACGGUAAAUAUCCAGAUACCAGGUCCAAGUAUGACAGGGAGCGAGAGGAAGGGAAGGUGAAGACUGAGAAGGAAACUGUUAAAAAGCCUGAGCCUCUGAAACCAGAGGUCAGCAAGCAGCCGGAACCUCCUUCAAAGCUCUUCGACCCCCCCAAAGUCCUCUGUGGACCCAGUCCGGCCAUGAGGGCAAAGCUCCGCAAGCAGAGCCUGGAGGCCGGCAAACCGCCAGUGCCCACAACUCCUUCGUUUGGAAAAUUCACGUGGAAGAAGAAGGAGAACGUGUUGGCGAAGGAGGCGGAGAAAGUGGCGGCUGAGUUCAUGAAGGAUGACGAAGCUGCUGCGAAGGUGAAGUCGGUCUCAGUAGAAGACUCUUUUGCGAAGUCGGUGGCCGUCGCUAAGGAGAUAGCCGAGAAGCUGUCGAGCCAGAGCAGCGUGCCCGUUCCCUGGGUGUCGCCUGGCGCCAACAGGGGGAGAAUCAGGCCCAACCUUCCUGCACCUGCUGCAGUCCAGAGGAGAACCGCCAUGAUGGGCAGACCUGCACCUCUCAAUGACUUUCUCUCCAUUAGACCCCAAAACACAGGGGCACUAGGGCCUCCUCCCAAAGACUACCCAGCAUUCCCUGAUCCUCUCACCAAGGCUCUAAAUGCCCAGAACGCAAUGCUGGAAAAUAAACCUGUACUGCCAGAUGGUAGACCUGGACCAUUGGAGUGUAUGCCUGCACCACCGGUGUGUAAACCUGAGCCAUGUGAGGCUAAACCUGUGCCACCGGUGUCUAAACUUGUUCCACCGGUGUCUCAACCUGCCCCAGUGGAGGUUAAACCUGCCCCAGUGGAGGCUCCCCCUGCUCCACCUGAGCCUAAACCUGCACCGUCAGCAAUGAUAAAGAUAGUGUCUGACGUUGCGGCUCCCGGCGUCCCGGAGAGCGAGCAGACACGUACGGUGUUUGUCAAGCCCCCACCUUUCAUGACCAUGAGUGAAGGAGUUCAGAGGUCUGAGAAAGUGAAGAGGAACCUGGCUGCAGCCAAAGCCCAGGACUUAUUCGGUAUCUUCUACAGCAGCGCCAGCCAAUCGGCCACCUCCUCCAUCACCAAACCAGUAACUACAGACACCAGCCAAUCAGGCACCUCCUCCAUCACCAAACCAGUAACAACAGACACCAGCCAAUCAGCCACCUCCUCCAUCACCAAACCAGUAACAACAGACACCAGCCAAUCAACCACCUCCUCCAUCACCAAACCAGUAACGGCAGACACCAGCCAAUCAGCCACCUCCUCCAUCACCAAACCAGUAACAACAGACACCAGCCAAUCAGGCACCUCCUCCAUCACCAAACCAGUAACGGCAGACACCAGCCAAUCAACCACCUCCUCCAUCACCAAACCAGUAACUGAUUGGAGUGCCGCCAAUAAAAGUACAGUUGUACCCCAACAAGCACCAAAACCACAACCUCAGCCCCAGCCUAAAACUCAGUCCCAACCUCAAACUGAGGUUCGUACAUCUCCAAAACCAGACUCAAACAAUUCACCGAGUCCACAAAUCCAGUCAAAAUUAGACAUUCAGAUAGCAUCAGUUUGGUCUCUGCAUUCUGCCCCAGCUCCAACCACUGAGGCGGCUCCAAUUAAAACCACUCCACAAACGUCUACUCCAUCUGAGGCUCAGAGUGACCCUCAGAACCAGUCCCAGACUCUUAAACUUGAGUCCCAAAUCGCCCCACAAACCGAGCCUGCGAUGCUCGAACCAACAUCACAAAUUCAGCCCGAAGCGGCUCCUCAAAUUCAGCCAGAACCACAAUCUGAACCUCAACUAGAGCAGGACACUCAGUCCCAUUCCCUUCCAGAGACCCUCCUUGGCACAGAUCAACUAACCGAAUCCGAGUCCAAGCCAGCUACCAAAACUAGAGGCAAAACGACUCCUACGAAGAAAACCUCUCCUGCCUCCCGCCCUGUCCGACAAACCCGAUCCCAAACCAGAUACCAGACCCGGCGGCAGCAAGCCCAGCAGGACCAGUCCGAACCAGAACCUGAGCUGGCUUCAGGAGACUUUGACUUGGAUCCAAAGGGGCUAGAGCCAUCGGAGCCUAGAGAAAGCUCUGAGUUGCAUCUAGAGGAGGUGAAACCCAGCGAGGACGACUCUCAAAUCAUGGAAAUCACCCCUGAGACCCUCGGACUCCCCUCAGACAUGACGUCUCUGAACUUUGACUACGACUUCAACUUUGAGUAGCAGCAGACUCUGACUCUGACUCUGACUCUGACUCUGACUCUGGGGGGUUAUAUAUGCAGGAGUCACAGACAUUUAUUGAUGAUGGUCUUGAAGGCAGCUGGAAGUUACAACACACUUGACAUGAUGGACUUGAUAUUUUCAAUACUUUGAGCUUCAUCUGUUGGAAAGAGUCUGAUAAGAAGAUGGAUAUCAGUUUGAUCUCUGUUGGUCCAGGAUGUGUCGGACCCGGCUCAUCACACAGAUGUUUUCAGUCAAUUCUCAUUAAG
Messenger RNA from Scomber japonicus (chub mackerel), 6223 nucleotides. RefSeq names its product zinc finger protein 318 (gene znf318). The transcript is spliced from 11 exons. Bases 153 to 5957 code for a protein of 1934 amino acids. Gene Ontology annotation, biological process: positive regulation of DNA-templated transcription; negative regulation of DNA-templated transcription. Gene Ontology annotation, cellular component: nucleoplasm. The record is from RefSeq and is a predicted model, not a curated record. Gene Ontology annotation, molecular function: nucleic acid binding; zinc ion binding. Lineage: Eukaryota; Metazoa; Chordata; Actinopteri; Scombriformes; Scombridae.